Molecule: messenger RNA, 2060 nt
Organism: Triticum dicoccoides
Lineage: Eukaryota; Viridiplantae; Streptophyta; Magnoliopsida; Poales; Poaceae
Product: threonine dehydratase 1 biosynthetic, chloroplastic-like
Exons: 9
Coding region: 74-1792 (572 amino acids)
Biological process (GO): L-serine catabolic process; L-threonine catabolic process
Molecular function (GO): threonine deaminase activity; L-serine ammonia-lyase activity
Source: RefSeq, a predicted model, not a curated record
CCCCGUCAGGUGCUCCUUGGAAGGAAACCACCCUCCACACUCAACCCAAGCGCUGCACCGAGAAAGACAGAGGAUGGAGGCCGCCGCCGCCGCCUCCCCAUCCAUGACCUCCUUCCGCCCCGCGUCCCGCAGCGGCCGCGUCGCCUGCUGGGCUCGCUCGUCCCCGGGGACCGCGACGCCCCUCAGGGCCGUGCCGCUGAUGCGGGUGGCGCCCGAGUCGCUGCAGGCCGCGAGCGGGUCCCUCGUGGGCGUGCCGAGCCGCGGGGCUGGGGAGCAGGACUGGGUCGCCGACUUGGACGGUCCCGGCGCCAUGGAGUACCUAACGAGCGUGCUGGCCUCCAAGGUCUACGACGUGGCCCUGGAGACGCCGCUGGAGCGCGCCCGCAACCUCUCCGACCGCCUCGGGGUCAACCUCCACAUCAAGCGCGAGGACCUGCAGCCGGCAUUUUCAUUCAAGCUGAGGGGUGCAUAUAAUAUGAUGGCAAAGCUCUCCCAAGAGCAGUUAAACAAGGGUGUUAUCUGCUCCUCUGCUGGAAACCAUGCUCAAGGAGUUGCUCUUUCUGCCCAAAGAUUGGGCUGUCAUGCCGUUAUUGUCAUGCCUGUGACAACACCAGAAAACAAGUGGCAAUCGGUGGAGAAAUUGGGUGCUACAGUCGUUCUCAACGGAGACUCAUAUGACGAAGCUCAGUCAUAUGCAAAACUACUCUGUGAGGAGGAAGGCCUCACAUUUAUACCUCCUUUUGACCAUCCCGAUAUUAUUGCUGGACAAGGAACUGUUGGCAUGGAAAUUGUUCGCCAAUUGCAAGGUCCAUUACAUGCAAUAUUUGUACCUGUGGGAGGUGGUGGAUUAAUUGCUGGGAUUGCUGCCUAUGUGAAACGGGUCUGCCCUGAGGUCAAAAUAAUUGGAGUGGAGCCCUCAGAUGCAAAUGCCAUGGCAUUGUCCUUGUUUCAUGGCCAGAGGGUCAUGUUAGAACAUAUUGGAGGGUUUGCUGAUGGUGUAGCUGUCAAAGUUGUAGGCAAGGAGACAUUUCCCUUGUGUCAAGAUUUUGUAGAUGGCAUUGUGCUGGUCAGCCAAGAUGCUAUCUGUGCUUCAAUAAAGGAUAUGUUUGAGGAGAACAGGAAUAUCCUUGAACCUUCUGGGGCCCUUGCCUUGGCUGGGGCUGAAGCUUACUGCAAAUACUACGGUUUGAAAGGGGAAACUGUGGUUGCAAUAAGUAGCGGUGCAAAUAUGAACUUUGAUGCACUUAGAUUAGUAACCGAGCUUCCUGAUGUUGGUCGAAAACCAGAAGCGGUAUUACCUACAUUUUUGCCGAAGGAGCAGAGAAGCUUCAAAAAGUUUGCAGAACUGUUUUGCCGGAUGAAUAUUAACGGAUUCAAACACAUAUGUGAUUCUCAUGGAAAAGAAGCCCUUGUUCUACACAGCGGAAGUGAUGACAUCGGAGAUGAACCGGUCCAGGCCAAACCUGUAGAAGUUGGAGACGAUGGCAAGGAAUGUGAGGAUAGCUGUAGACCGUACGGAGAGGGGGAAAAGCCGCUGGCAUGGCUGGACGCCCGUGUGGUCACCACCACCCUGAUCGUCAACCUCAUGACGGCAGGGCUUGGCCUGUACGUGAAAGCGCAGCACCCAAGUGCGCACCCGCUGGUGGUCACAUGCUGGGAGGCCUUGCCGCUCACCAUGGUGCGCGUCGUCCUCGUGUCCGGCCUCGGCGCCGCGCUCGCACUAGGCGUCCUGCUCAUGUAUGCCGGCAUUAAGAUGAGCCUACAGGGGGGGUCCCGGUCCCGCUCGGCCUAGUUAGUGUACAUCUAUUUUGCCUUUAUUUACUGUUGUUAUAUCUCUUAUUGUUGUGUGUGUAAUAUAUGCAUCAAUUAAUAUUGAUCGGAUCGGAGGGAGUAUUAUAUAUUGUUUAGAAAGAAGAAAGAAAUAAACAUGUGAAGAGUUGAGGGAGAUGACGGAGCACCACCCCUCAUUGUGCAUGUAUAUAACUGGGGCAUGACCCAGAAGGCAAAACGUGUAUAAGAUAUAUAUAACGCUGCAAUAAGAACUACAGUAGUGAAUCUCA